This is a messenger RNA of Aspergillus fischeri NRRL 181, 3162 nucleotides long. Its product is annotated as putative zinc metalloprotease. The record is from RefSeq and is a predicted model, not a curated record. The transcript has 3 exons. Lineage: Eukaryota; Fungi; Ascomycota; Eurotiomycetes; Eurotiales; Aspergillaceae. Gene Ontology annotation, molecular function: metal ion binding. The coding region runs from base 1 to 3162 and encodes 1053 amino acids.
AUGUCACCCUCUAACCAGAAGACUCACUUUAAAUUACUCCAGAGGUUCAAGCCUGACUACUCGCCGAGCGAGUUCAUUCAAUAUGAAUCUGAGAGAACCGGGAUGAGAGUCGUGGUCAUUGAUCAGAAAGGGCCCAAGGUGACCGGGUAUUUUGUCCUCGCCACAGAGAUCCUGGAUGAUUCAGGAGCCCCUCACACUCUGGAACACCUGUGUUUCAUGGGAUCGCGCAAUUAUAGAUAUAAGGGAUUCUUAGACAAACUCGCUACGCGCGUGUAUUCCAACACAAAUGCCUGGACGGCCACGGAUCACACAGCCUACACGCUGGAUACAGCGGGCUGGGAGGGGUUCUCUCAGAUCUUGCCUGUCUACCUGGAGCAUGUGAUUGCACCUACUCUGACAAAUGAAGGCUGCUACACAGAAGUGCACCACAUAGACGGUUCCGGUAACGAUGCCGGAGUUGUAUACUCGGAGAUGCAAGGAGUGCAAAACAACGCGGCCGAGCUGAUCGACUUGACGGCCCGACGCCUCAUGUACCCGCCUGGCGUAGGCUUCCGUUAUGAGACUGGAGGCAUGAUGGAGCAGCUUCGUGUUCUCACUGCGGACAGAAUUCGCGCGUUUCAUCGUGAGAUGUACCAACCUCGUAACCUGUGUCUGAUUAUCACGGGUGAGGUGGACCAUGAUAACAUGCUGGAAACGCUUGACAAAUUCGAAGACACAAUCCUGGAUGUUAUUCCAAGUCCUGAUUCGCCAUUCAAACGACCAUGGGUAGAUUCCAAGCAAGCUCCUCCGUUGGAGAAGUCGAUUGUGAAGACUGUUGAAUUCCCCGAGGAGGACGAAUCUUUCGGUGAAAUAGAAAUCAGGUUUUUGGGUCCCGAUUGCACUGAUCCUGUACAAACCGGUGCUCUUAACGUCGCACUUUUGUACCUCGCCGGGUCGUCGGCUUCUCUUCUAGAGAACAUACUUGUGGAAAAGGAACAGCUCGCCAGUGCUGUGUACUAUGCUACGGAAGAUCAUCCAAGUGUCGAAAUCCGCUUCACCCUGACCAGUGUUGAAACCGCCAAACUCGCUCAGGUGGAGAAACGAUUCUUCGAAGUCCUUGAUGACGCCAUGAAGAAGAAUCUGGAUAUGAAGUAUCUGAAAGAGUGCAUCGACCGACAAAAGCGGACUUGGAAGUUCUCCACUGAGAACUCUGCUUCUUCUUUGGCGGAGUAUGUCAUCUCCGACUUUCUCUUCGGAAAGAAAGACGGCUCAACGCUGCUGGACGUUGCAACCUUGCAAGAGUACGACGUUUUGGAGAAGUGGAGUGAAGAUGAAUGGCGUAAUUUCAUCAAGAAGUGGCUUUCGGAUGCGCCACAUAUUACCAUACUUGGCGUGCCAUCAAUGAAGAUGUCCGAAACCUUGAAGAAAGAGGAAGAGGCUAGAGUCGCAGCUCAGAAGAAGCGACUCGGACCCGACGGCCUGAAGGAAUUGGCCGACAAACUGGAGAAGGCAAAGGCCGAAAAUGAUAGAGAGAUUCCUAAAGAGAUGCUGGAAAAGUUCAAGAUUCCUGGUACUGAAUCUAUCCAUUUCGUGGAGACAACGACGGCCCGAUCCGGUGCUGCCUUGACAGCCGGACGCGCGGAUAACAAGGUUCAGAAAUUGGUGGAUGCCGAUGGCUCGGAGCUGCCACUAUUCAUCCAUUUUGAACAUAUACCCAGUAGUUUCGUCCAGCUUUCACUUCUUAUCUCGGCUCAGUCGGUGCCAGUCCACCUUCGUCCCCUUCUGUCCGUGUAUACAGAGGCGUUUUUCAACCUACCCGUCCAAAGGGAUGGGAAGACGAUCAGUUUCGAACAAGUUGUGGUUGAAUUGGAAAGGGAUACUGUUGGCUAUUCGAUGGAGGGUGCAAGAAGCCUGGGCAAUUCGGAGAUGUUGCGCAUCUCUUUCCAGGUCGAAAUUGAGAAGUAUAGCAAUGCAAUUGCCUGGCUCGAGGAGCUCUCCUGGAACUCAGUCUUUGAUGUGGAGAGACUGCGCGCGAUCACCAGUCGGCUCCUUGCUGACGUGCCCGACGCCAAGCGUAGUGGUGAUGACAUGCUGGCAGCUGUGCAUGUCAUGGUUCACUACGCGCCUGAAUCCAUCGUGCGGGCGCGGAGCACAUUGGUCAAGGCGCGAUAUCUUAAGCGGAUCAAGCGACAAUUGGCCGAGCAACCCGAGACCGUUGUUGCUCGCAUGGAAGAGAUCAGACAAGCUCUUUUCAAGUUUGAGAACAUGCGAGUUCUGGUCAUCGCAGACAUUGACAAGUUGCCCAAUCCAGUUUCAUCCUGGAAGCCGUAUGCUGAGCGACUCGGUGAUGUGACCUCUCUAAAGCCCGUCACCGUCCGCAGGGUCUUGCUGAGCGAGGCAGGUCGCACCCCUGGUGGAAAGUCGUACGUGGUUCCGAUGCCGACGAUUGACUCGUCCUUUGCCUACGCAACUGCUCGGGGUCUCGACUCGUAUGAUCACCCCAAGCUCCCCGCUCUGCUGGUUGCCAUUGCAUAUAUGAAUGCCGUCGAGGGUCCUCUCUGGGUCGCCGUCCGUGGCAAGGGCUUGGCUUACGGUACGAACUUCGCCUAUAAUAUCGACACCGGCUUUGUGAACUUUGAUGUAUAUCGGUCACCGAAUGCACACAAGGCAUUCGAGUCCAGUAAACAGAUUGUCGAGGACCACCUCUCGGGUGCAAUCCCCUUUGACCCCUUAAUGCUAGAGGGGGCUAUCAGCAGCAUUGUAGUCAGCUUUGCCAACGAGCAAUCGACUAUCGCCAGUGCGGCGCAAGGCAGCUUCAUUCGUCAGGUCAUUCGCAAUCUGCCCAGCGACUACAAGGAAAAGACACUCAAACAGGUACGAGUUACUAGUGUGGACGACGUCAAGGCAGCCUUGCGCGAAAUCAUCCUGCCGUUGUUCGCUCCGGACAAGGCGAACCUUGUUGUCACCUGUGCACCUGUACUCGAAGAGACAAUCAAACAAGGUCUCGAAGCGGCUGGUUUCACUCCUGCAGUGCAGCCACUGAAGGACUUCGAAGAUGACUAUGGAUUGAAAAAUGAUGGCGACGAAGACGAAGAAUCCGACGAAGAAGAUGACGACGACGACGAUGAUGAUGAUGCGUCUGAAUCUGAGGAAGAUGAAGAAGAAUCUGAUGAUAACGAGUGA